Messenger RNA from Dryobates pubescens (Downy woodpecker), 981 nucleotides. RefSeq names its product aldehyde dehydrogenase family 3 member A2. Gene Ontology annotation, cellular component: cytoplasm. The transcript has 6 exons. The record is from RefSeq and is a predicted model, not a curated record. Lineage: Eukaryota; Metazoa; Chordata; Aves; Piciformes; Picidae. Gene Ontology annotation, molecular function: aldehyde dehydrogenase (NAD+) activity. The coding region runs from base 73 to 762 and encodes 229 amino acids. Gene Ontology annotation, biological process: aldehyde metabolic process.
UGCUGCAUUUGUCUUGUAGGCAAUGCUGUGGUGGUGAAGCCAUCAGAGAUCAGUGAGAACACAGCUAAGGUGAUGGCUGACCUCCUCCCCCAGUACCUUGACCAGGAGCUGUACCCUGUGGUCACUGGAGGAGUGCCUGAGACCACAGAGCUGCUGAAGCAGAGAUUUGAUCACAUCCUCUACACUGGCAACUCCGCGGUGGGCAAAAUCGUGAUGGCAGCGGCGGCCAAGCACCUGACGCCGGUCACCCUGGAGCUGGGGGGGAAGAGUCCCUGCUACAUCGACAGCGACUGUGACCUGGCUGUCGCCUGCAGGCGGAUAACGUGGGGCAAGUACAUGAACUGUGGGCAAACCUGCAUCGCCCCUGACUACAUCCUCUGCCACCCAUCCAUUCAGAGCCAGGUGGUGGAGAACAUCAAGGCCACUCUGCAGGAGUUCUAUGGGGCAGAUGUGAAGUCAUCUCCCGAUUACGAAAGGAUCAUCAACAAGCACCACUUCAAGAGGAUCCUGGGCCUGCUGGAAGGGCAGAAGAUUGCUCAUGGGGGAGAGACUGAUGAGGCCUCCUGCUUCAUAGCACCCACCAUCCUCACCGACGUUUCUCCGGAGUCAAAGGUGAUGGAGGAGGAGAUCUUUGGACCAGUCCUCCCCAUUGUGCCUGUGAAGAGUGUGGAGGAAGCCAUUGAGUUCAUCAACCUUCGGGAGAAGCCUCUUGCCCUGUAUGUCUUCUCCAACAAGAAGGAGGAUGUUGUUGGCCCACCUUGAUUUCCCUCUGUGCCAUAUCUCAUUGUGGGCAGCUGAUCAGAAAGGUGAUGUUGGAGACCUCCAGCGGUGGUGUGACAGUCAACGAUGUCCUCAUACAGUAUGGGGUUCUCAGUCUGCCCUUUGGAGGUGUGGGUAAGUCUUUGCUUCAUCCUAAACACCUGGUUUCAGUCUCCCACCAGCAGCCUCAGACCCAGGUGCCAUCAUGGGCAUCUGGCAGUU